This is a messenger RNA of Aphidius gifuensis, 517 nucleotides long. RefSeq names its product cytochrome c oxidase assembly factor 6 homolog. The transcript has 4 exons. Gene Ontology annotation, biological process: respiratory chain complex IV assembly. Bases 195 to 467 code for a protein of 90 amino acids. The record is from RefSeq and is a predicted model, not a curated record. Lineage: Eukaryota; Metazoa; Arthropoda; Insecta; Hymenoptera; Braconidae. Gene Ontology annotation, cellular component: respiratory chain complex IV; mitochondrion.
UUGUUGUUAUUGUUGAACAAUGAAUAAUUGUCAUUUGUCAACAACAAUCAGCUGACCCAAAGUUAAGGAGAGAAAAAAAAACUCUCUCUCUCUCUCUCUCGCUCUUUCUCGCUCUGUUCGGUCGCAAUUCGCAUGUGUUUUCGUUUUUUUUUUUCAAACAAACUGGAGGUGUUUUAUUUUUAAUUUAAAAAAAAAUGUCAUUUCCAAGUAAAACAGAUCGUGAAAAUUGCUGGAAUCAUCGUGAUGAAUACUGGAAAUGUUUGGACAGUAAAAAAAACGAAAAAGACUGUCAAGAAUUGAGAAAUCAAUAUGUUAAAUUCUGUCCAUCUCAAUGGGUAAAACACUUUGAUAGAAAAAGAGAAUACAACAAAUUCAAGGAACAAAUUGAAAAAGAUCCAGGGAGUAUAAAAUGUCAUGGUGAUGAUGAUGAUGAUGACUCUAAAAAAAUAUGUCGUUUAAACAAGUGAUGCACCAACAAAUCUACCAAAUAUUUAUUCAUUCAUUUAUUAUAAAUUUG